AGAGGGGUUUAGAGAUUAAAAGCAGAGGAAGACGGUGAUUGGUUGCUUCUAGAAUCUAGAUAGUAGAGAGUGGGUCGGGUCGAAGUUUAGGAAUUUUUUUCAUCUAUUUUGUUAUAGGAUUCGGGUUCGGAUACAACCCGAAUCUAGCGGCCUUUUCGUACCCAAACCAAGUACUAAUAAAAAAAAUUUAAAGUAGUAAAAAUAAAAUAAAAAGUUCUUCAACGAAGACCAGCUUUGGUUGAAGAUGAAGUGUUGAAGCCAUUAAAGUAGUAAUAAUAACAUAAAAGGAAUCAGCGAAAAGGAGGCCGAAAAAUUAGCGAAUUGGGUUUUUGUAUGGGUGAGAGACCUGAAACACGGUUUCGUUUCGGCUUCUACUUCACGAGAGCCCAGAAUCUCAUUUGCUUCGUAAGGUGAUUUUUGGUCGAUAAAUUGAUCUGGGUCUGGUUCAAGCUAAGAAAUUUCUGUGACCCAGAAGAAGCUGAAUUUUUCUGAAUUAAAAAAAAAUGGCUUCUCUGUCAAGCACAGGGGUAGCUCCUCUAAUUAUACCCAGUGAUUCUCUCCGGUCUGUUCUGUUCGGAAGAACAAUGCUUUAUAGCGGUUCUAGGCAGAAGAAAGUUCACGAUAAGAUCAUUUGUUCUUGCAUGGCGCCUCCCCAGAACUUGAGGAAUGAUGGGUCCUUUGCUACCAAAUUCAAUGAUUCAUUUAAGUCAGGUGAGUUGAGCAGGGUUCGAGAGCCUAAUUAUGGUGAUUCUGAUGUUCUAAUUGAGUGUCGAGACGUCCAUAAAUCAUUUGGAGAGAAGCAUAUAUUGAGAGGUGUGAACUUCAAGAUUAGACAUGGCGAAGCUGUUGGGAUAAUUGGGCCAUCUGGUACUGGAAAAUCUACGAUUUUAAAGAUUAUUGCAGGACUUCUAACCCCAGACAAGGGAGAAGUUUACAUUCGAGGCAGAAAAAGAGCUGGUUUAAUUAGUGACGAGGAGAUUUCUGGGCUACGAAUUGGAUUGGUUUUCCAAAGCGCGGCACUUUUUGAUUCUCUCACAGUUCGGGAAAAUGUUGGUUUCCUCCUAUAUGAGAACUCAAGCAUGCCUGGUGAUCAAAUUUCAAAGCUUGUGACAGAAAGCUUGGCUGCUGUUGGAUUAAAGGAUGUGGAGGAAAGGAUGCCUUCUGAAUUGUCUGGUGGAAUGAAAAAACGGGUUGCAUUAGCUCGAUCGAUUAUUUGUGAUACUUCAAAGAAAGCUAUAGAGCCUGAGGUUCUUUUAUAUGAUGAACCUACGGCUGGGCUUGAUCCUAUCGCAUCUACUGUUGUAGAAGAUCUCAUCCGAUCUGUACACAUGAAAGGCGAAGAUGCAGUUGGGAAGCCUGGGAAUAUUGCAUCAUACGUGGUUGUCACCCACCAACAUAGUACCAUUGGAAGAGCGGUUGACAGGUUAAUAUUUCUUCACGAGGGUAAGAUUGUUUGGGAAGGGAUGACUCAUGAAUUUACAACGUCAACAAAUCCAUUUGUCCAACAGUUUGCAUCUGGGAGCUUGGAUGGCCCAAUUAAGUACUAGCCUUGGCAAAUUGAGUCUGCGGUGCUGUUGUUAGUAGUCAUCUACUUGGAUUCCUAAAUACUGAGAAAUUAGCAGUGAGAACUUGCAUGGAGCUAGCCCUUUUGCAUACUCAACAAGAAAUUCGAGUUUAAGCAAUUGAGUUCUUGAUGCUUGAUGAGAAAGAAAAAAAAAGCCACACUUUUUGGGUGCCAACUCGAUUCAGAAAGAGCCUGCUGAAUCGACAUUACUUACACAUAUAAUUUGUUGUAUUCUUAGGCUGGUUAGAUGAUUCAACCAUUUGAUAUUGUUAGUGACAUUUAAAAUGAACUGUUCUUUCUACUCUAGUUCUAUAAAUUUAUAAAAUUCCGCCGAUUUUAUUAUUUUCAUCGAACUAUAUCAAUAUUUUUUGCAACAACAUUUUAAUAUUGUCAAUGAAAAACAGUUACAUGAAAAUAAGGCUAAAGGGUAAAGGAAUGGCCAAACUUUUAACUACAGUACACAGGUCAAGAGUUCUAGACAACUUUAUAGAAAAAGGGGGUAAAGAACUCCAAUAAUAAUUACAAAGACUUGUUCAUAACAUUGAUGUCAAAUUAUAUAUAUAGCUGCAUUUUCACAAUCAGAAACAGCUUUUUGAUAAACAUGGAAGAACAAAUUAGGAGAGACUAUUUGAUCAUCGCAAGAAAACUCAACUUGUUGUCUAGAGAAAAAGAAAAAGUAGGCUGCAAAACUUUUCGUUUCUUCUCAAACCUUUGUCUGGAGAAUGUAAUUCCUUGCUCGAGCAGAGCAAAAGAGCGUAAAAAUCCCAAAGUAGAAGCUAAGAGAAGUGCUUAAACCAAAAAUCCACAAAGAAAUCAUGCCGUUAGCGAUCAGGCCGUCAGCGUUGUCGUCCUCAAAGGCCUUCCCCGGAACCACUGGAAGGCCUUCAGAGUCGCACCCUCCACCAGAGGACUCCACACACAAGCCUGGGUUUCCGGCAAAUGCACCAGGAAACCUCAAAUAUGCUUGCUUCUUGGGAACAAAACCAGAAAAAGAGUUGUAUGACAGAUUUAAAAGCGUCAGAUACUGAAGGCUGGAAAUGUUUCCUGGGAUAUGACCUGACAAAGAAUUAUGGGACAAGUCCAAGGCUCUUAAGCUCUUCAUCUUCUCCAAACUUGGAACAUGUCCAUUAAGAAAAUUGUAUGAUAAAUUCAGAUAUUCUAAACCUUUCAGUCCAAAUAAACCAGCAGGAACUUCCCCACGUAGCAUAUUACCAGAUAUGUCAAUUCCAACCAAUGAAGAUAGAAAAUAAAUGAACCCUAGUUCACUACUACCAGAAACAAAGAUUGAAACUUUGGUGCCCAAAUCACGCCAUGUGAUCCUUUGUUCCUUUGGAAUUUUACUGAUGUCUCCUCUGUUGUUGAAAUUUAAGCUAGUGUUGAAGUUUCCAUCUGGUAGGAAACCGGAGAAUUUGUUUCCUGACAAGUCCAUCAUUUGGAUUGCUUCGAAUGUGAACAACCAGCUUGGUAAACUUCCAUUGAAAUUGUUGUGAGCUAGGGAGAGAUACCUGAGACUUGUCCAUUUGGUUAUGGCAUCAUUUAACAUUCCAGACAGAUGGUUUGAGCUGAAAUCUACAAUCUCCAGCGACUUACAGCCUGCCAAAGUUAAUGGGAUUUCACCAGAAAUCUUGUUGUUGCUAAUGUCCAAGAUCUUCAAGCCGUCCAACGCAUCAAGCUCCGGUUGGAUUUCACCAGAAAGAUUAUUGUCAUUGAGUUUCAAUGCAAGAAGCUGAAAACAACCCACAAUGUUCAGUGGAAUUGAACCUGUUAAGGAGUUGUGUGACAGAUCAAUCACUUGGAGAUAAGUUAAGUUUCCAAUUCUAGCUGGAAUCUCCCCAACAAGAAGAUUGUGUGAAAGAAACAAUGCCUGUAAGCUUUUCAGUUCUGUUAUCUUUAAAGGUAUUUCACCCGAAAAGCGGUUGUGAGACAGGUCAAGAAGGAGAAGCCCUGAUUUAUCUGUUGUCACUGCAAUCUUGCUUGGAAGAGGACCUGAUAAAUCAUUGUUGCUCAAGUCCAAUACAAAAAGCUUCUCUGAAAACACAAGUCUAGGUGGUAUCUUAUAAGCCAAAUGGUUGAAUGAAAGGUUUAGAAGGGUCAAACUCGUUAGUGAAGCCAUACAAGAAGGUAUUCCCCCUACAAGUGCAUUGUUAGCCACAUUCAAGACACUGAGAGACUGAACUGAAGCUGAGAAACAAGGCAAGGUACCCGAAAACCGGUUGGAGCCAAGGUUGAGAAAAACUAAUGGCUGAUGAAAAUCAGGAAGACUACCAGAUAAAUUAUUGUUCCCAAAGUCCAGAUGCUUCAAAGACUCCAAGUGCAACAACUCUUCAGGAAUUUCACCUAGAAAAGAGUUAGAAUCCAGAGCAAGUUUCUCCAACUUGGUUGAGAAAUUACCAACCCAUCUAGGAACAAUGCCUCCCAAAUCCUUGUUACCACUCACAACGAGCUCUGUUAACUGGCUAAGCCUCAUGAGUGUGUUAGGCAGUAUACCAUGAAACCGAUUGUGACUAAGAUUAAGACUUUUAAGAUUCUGCAUAUUACCAAAACACGAGGGGAUUGGGCAUGUAAAAUUGUUUUGAGACAAAACCAACUGUUCAAGAAAAGGAAGUUUGCAGAAAUUGGGGUGAAUUUGGCCUGACAAGUUCAUGUUCACCAAGUUAAUUGAAACCACAUGACCAGUCUGGUUCUCGCAGGUGAUUCCAGUCCAGUUGCUACAGUUAGACCCAACCCAACUAGACAAACUCCGACUAGGAUCUUGCACCCAUGACUUGAACAGUAAAAGUGAGCCUUUUUCAUCUGAGUCAAUAUCAACAGACUGAGAAACCAUGGAAGACAGCAAAAUCACCAAUAUGAGUGGCACUACAUGCAAUUUUAGAGCUUUACAAGUCCAAUAAGCCAAAACCCGUUUCUUUCCCAUUAUAAAAAUCUGGAUAGGAGUAAAAGGUUUAAGAGGAGUAAAAUGGAAUGAAUGGAUGGAAGCUUAAACCUUUCUUCUUCAAGCAAAAUCUUGGACAAGUGUAAGUUUCAACCAAACAACAAACAACAAGUUAAGGAUUCAUACAUAUACAGAAAGAAAGACUUGCAUAUGAGGAAGAAAUGAAAAGGGUUAGCUGGAACAGUGAGAAAGAAUGUACCUUUACUCUCAAGUGUGAGAGAAAAGAGAACUACAUAAAUUCUCUUUCUUUGGGGUUUUAGAGUAAAAAAGAAUAAACAAUAAAUAU
This is a messenger RNA of Cannabis sativa, 4782 nucleotides long. Its product is annotated as protein TRIGALACTOSYLDIACYLGLYCEROL 3, chloroplastic-like. The coding region runs from base 504 to 1547 and encodes 347 amino acids. NCBI's taxonomy places the organism in Eukaryota, Viridiplantae, Streptophyta, Magnoliopsida, Rosales, Cannabaceae. Gene Ontology annotation, molecular function: ATP hydrolysis activity; ATP binding. The record is from RefSeq and is a predicted model, not a curated record. The transcript is spliced from 10 exons.